AUGCACGUGGCGAGGUAUUACCCGCAUGCAGUUUCACAAGGCCCACUUGGGCACUUUACGGUACCGCAAGCCUUGGGACAAGGAUUAAAGGUGCAUGCGUCUAAAGCGAUCAUCGAGAUCAAACCUUAUAACCUUCCAAAUCUUUCACCCUAG
Messenger RNA from Plasmopara halstedii, 153 nucleotides. RefSeq lists its product as uncharacterized. The coding region runs from base 1 to 153 and encodes 50 amino acids. Lineage: Eukaryota; Oomycota; Peronosporomycetes; Peronosporales; Peronosporaceae. The record is from RefSeq and is a predicted model, not a curated record. The transcript is spliced from 2 exons.